Molecule: messenger RNA, 681 nt
Organism: Asparagus officinalis (garden asparagus)
Lineage: Eukaryota; Viridiplantae; Streptophyta; Magnoliopsida; Asparagales; Asparagaceae
Product: nucleolar transcription factor 1-B-like
Exons: 2
Coding region: 19-516 (165 amino acids)
Source: RefSeq, a predicted model, not a curated record
UUGGCCAGCAAAAAACAUAUGGCUUCAGCUUUCUCUGUAAAGAUGGGUGUCGGCGCUGCAAGAACGCAGGAGCGCCAAUUUUACCUCUCAUCGCAGAGAAGACCGAGGGAGCCUCUAAAGAUUAGUCAAUGUGCCUUGUUGGGUGAUAUUAAAAUUUGUGGUGAUCAGCUCAGGUUUAAGAAAGAGCAGAAGAUGAAUUGGGCAGAUGUCGAUAUUUUUGGGAGAUCCGGAUUUUCUACAUUAGCAAUGCUUGGUAUUGAACAGAGCAGAAAUGUUGAUAGCUUAGGUCUCACUGAACUUGAUGUUGAUUCAAAUAAACAUCAUAAAGAGGAUGACGACGAUGAUGACGAGGAUGGUGAAGAGGACGAUGAUGAGGACGAUGAAGAGGAUGACGAAGAAGAAGACGACGAAGAAGAGGAUGACGAUGAAGAAGAUGAUGAUGAGGAAGAUGAUGAGGAGGAGGAUGAAGACGAUGAUGAAGAUGACGAGGAAGAUGAAGGAGGAUGUGAUGAUUAGGAAAGCUAUAACUGUUCAAUCUGUUAUAGUCUCUUUUCAUGUCGACUCUAAGAAAUGCUUAUUAACUCAAGUUCUAAUUGCCAAUUUGCUUUGGUUUCGAGAUAAUUUAAUCAUGUACCAAGAUUGUUAGGAUAUAAAAAUGAAACUCUCAGUUAACCUGGUGAA